Panicum virgatum (switchgrass) is the source of this 1404-nucleotide messenger RNA. RefSeq names its product sex determination protein tasselseed-2-like. The transcript has 3 exons. The record is from RefSeq and is a predicted model, not a curated record. Gene Ontology annotation, molecular function: oxidoreductase activity. The coding region runs from base 123 to 1061 and encodes 312 amino acids. NCBI's taxonomy places the organism in Eukaryota, Viridiplantae, Streptophyta, Magnoliopsida, Poales, Poaceae.
GUAGCUGAAGCUCCGGACGCUCCAACACCCCUCAUCCUCUCUCAUACACACGAGAGCAGCCAUCAUCCUCUCUCUCUGUCUAGUCUCAAAUAGCAAGGAAGAAGCAAGAAGAGCAGGUCGACAUGAUGCACAGGCUCGCCGGCGAAGCUAGGAGAAGGGCGGCUCCGGUGAUGGCCGGCGGCGAGCGGUGGCUGUCGGCGGCGGCGGCGGCCAACAAAGGAAGGCUGGAGGGGAAGAUCGCACUGGUCACCGGAGGCGCGAGUGGGCUCGGGAAGGCCGCGGCCCACGAGUUCAUCCAGGAGGGCGCGCGGGCCGUGAUCCUCGCCGACAUCAACUCCGAGCUCGGCCCCGAGGCGGCGCGCGAGCUGGGCCCCAAGGCCCACUUCGUGCCCUGCGACGUUGCCGUCGAGGCCAGCGUCGCCGCGGCCGUGGACGCCGCCGUGGCGCGGCACGGCAGGCUGGACGUCAUGCUCAACAGCGCCGGCAUCGUGGGCCCGCUCACCCCCGGCACGUCGCGGCUCGCCAGCCUGGACCUGGCGCAGUUCGACGCCGUCAUGGCCGUGAACGUGCGCGGGACGCUGGCGGGGAUCAAGCACGCCACGCGCGUCAUGGCGCCGCCGGCGGCCGGCGGCGGCGGGUCCAUCCUGUGCAUGGCGAGCGUCAGCGGCGUGCUCGGCGGGCUCGGGACGUACCCGUACUCGGUGUCCAAGUUCGCCAUCGCGGGGAUCGUCAAGGCCGCCGCCGCCGAGCUGUCGCGCCUCGGCGUCCGCGUCAACUGCAUCUCGCCGUACGCGGUGCCGACGCCGAUGGUGGUGGGCCAGUUCUCGGGGCUUCUCGGGGGCGCCGCCGGCGGCGGCGGCGAGGAGCAGGUGGCGGCCAUCAUCCGGGGGCUCUGGGAACUGAGGGGCGCGACGUGCGAGGCGGUGGACAUCGCCAGGGCCGCCGUGUACCUCGCCUCCGACGACGCCAAGUACGUCUCCGGGCACAACCUGGUGGUCGACGGCGGGUUCACGAGCUACAAGAACAUGAACCUGCCGUUCCCUACCAAGGCACAGGACUGAAUUGAUGGCCGCAGCUAUGCUGAUCCCCCGUUGAUGGUGAACUUGAGCUUGAGGUGAGUGGUGUCUGCUUUUCUGGUGGUGUUAAUUUCCUUGUACAAAACUGCACCUAACCGUCAGGGAGAAGAAGGAGAAUGUGUGAGUUGUUGUGAUCGUGGUUUAGGAGGGUUGUGAGUGACUUUUGAAUCCAUCGAAAGUUAUUAGUGGAUUCUCUAGAGAAAGGAUGUGGAUUUGCAGUUAAUGAUUUCUUAGUAUGGACUAUGGGGAAAUUGUGACCUGUGAUGCCACAAAGGUGCUAGAUGUUUUAUUUUCAGUCAGAAAGACUAUGGGACUUUUAGUUCAGCAA